Messenger RNA from Carassius auratus (goldfish), 728 nucleotides. Its product is annotated as histone H3-like. Gene Ontology annotation, cellular component: nucleosome. The record is from RefSeq and is a predicted model, not a curated record. The transcript is spliced from 2 exons. Gene Ontology annotation, molecular function: structural constituent of chromatin; DNA binding; protein heterodimerization activity. NCBI's taxonomy places the organism in Eukaryota, Metazoa, Chordata, Actinopteri, Cypriniformes, Cyprinidae. The coding region runs from base 46 to 714 and encodes 222 amino acids.
GCCUAAUCAUUCCGUUGAAGAAAACAAGACAGGAAACUCGAGAAAAUGGCAAGAACCAAGCAAACCGCCCGUAAAUCCACCGGAGGUAAAGCCCCGAGGAAGCAGCUCGCCACCAAAGCCGCCCGUAAGAGCGCACCAGCCACCGGCGGCGUCAAGAAGCCCCACCGCUACAGGCCCGGCACCGUGGCUCUGCGAGAGAUCCGUCGCUACCAGAAGUCCACCGAGCUGCUGAUCCGCAAGCUGCCCUUCCAGCGUCUGGUGCGAGAGAUCGCUCAGGACUUCAAGACGGACCUGCGCUUCCAGAGCUCCGCCGUCAUGGCCCUGCAGGAGUCCAGCGAGGCUUAUCUGGUCGGUCUGUUCGAGGACACCAACCUGUGCGCCAUCCACGCCAAGAGAACCACAAUGUCUGGAAGAGGUAAAGGAGGUAAAGGGCUCGGUAAAGGUGGCGCUAAGCGUCACCGUAAAGUUCUGCGGGAUAACAUCCAGGGCAUCACCAAACCCGCCAUCCGUCGUCUCGCUCGCCGCGGCGGGGUCAAGCGUAUCUCCGGUCUGAUCUACGAGGAGACCCGCGGGGUGCUGAAGGUGUUCCUGGAGAACGUGAUCCGCGAUGCCGUGACCUACACCGAGCACGCCAAGAGAAAGACCGUCACCGCCAUGGACGUCGUGUACGCGCUGAAGCGGCAGGGACGCACUCUGUACGGCUUCGGAGGAUAAACGCGUCCGUGUUA